AUGAAUUUCUACAAGAUCUUUAUCUUCGUUGUGCUGCUUUUGGCUAUUUGCAUGGGACAAGCUAAGGCCGACUUUUGGAAAAGGCUAGGCAAGAGAAUUGAGCGCAUUGGCCAAAAUGUUCGGGAUGCCACAAUUCAGGUUGUCGACAUAGCUGAAAGGGCCGCAAAUGUUGCCGCUACAGCAAGAGGCUGA
Molecule: messenger RNA, 192 nt
Organism: Drosophila novamexicana
Lineage: Eukaryota; Metazoa; Arthropoda; Insecta; Diptera; Drosophilidae
Product: cecropin-C-like
Exons: 2
Coding region: 1-192 (63 amino acids)
Biological process (GO): antibacterial humoral response; defense response to Gram-positive bacterium; defense response to Gram-negative bacterium
Cellular component (GO): extracellular region
Source: RefSeq, a predicted model, not a curated record